Molecule: messenger RNA, 797 nt
Organism: Octodon degus (degu)
Lineage: Eukaryota; Metazoa; Chordata; Mammalia; Rodentia; Octodontidae
Product: serine/threonine-protein kinase Sgk2-like
Exons: 11
Coding region: 51-797 (248 amino acids)
Biological process (GO): protein phosphorylation
Molecular function (GO): protein kinase activity; ATP binding
Source: RefSeq, a predicted model, not a curated record
UCUCCUGCAGCACAGUGCCAAGGCAGAGUCCACCUGAUCGUGACUACAGAAUGGCCUCCAGCCCUGCUGGGGUACGUAGCCCACAGCCUUCCAGGGCCAAUGGAAACAUCAACCUGGGGCCUUCAGCCAACCCAAAUGCCAGUCCCACAGAUUUCGACUUCCUCAAGGUCAUUGGUAAAGGGAACUACGGGAAGGUCCUGUUGGCCAAGCGCAAGUCUGAUGGGACCUUCUACGCAGUGAAGGUGCUGCAGAAAAAAUCCAUCUUAAAGAACAAAGAGCAGGGCCACAUCAUGGCAGAGCGCAAUGUGCUGCUGAAGAACGUGCAGCAUCCAUUCCUCGUGGGCCUGCGCUACUCCUUCCAGACCCCUGAGAAGCUCUACUUUGUGCUCGACUAUGUCAAUGGAGGGGAGCUUUUCUUCCACCUGCAGCGGGAGCGCAGGUUCCUGGAGCCCCGGGCCCGGUUCUAUGCUGCUGAGGUGGCCAGUGCUAUUGGCUACUUGCACUCCCUCAACAUCAUUUACAGGGACCUGAAGCCAGAGAACAUUCUGUUGGACUGCCAGGGACAUGUGGUACUGACAGAUUUUGGCCUUUGUAAGGAAGGUGUAGAGCCUGAGGAGACCACAUCCACAUUCUGUGGCACCCCUGAAUAUCUGGCUCCUGAAGUGCUUCGUAAAGAGCCUUAUGACCGGGCAGUGGACUGGUGGUGUUUAGGAGCCGUCAUCUACGAGAUGCUGCAUGGCCUGGCCAGGCCCCUGGCGCAGCUGCUGUUCCCGGGCACUGAGUGGAAGUCCUUAUAG